Messenger RNA from Pomacea canaliculata, 1828 nucleotides. Its product is annotated as store-operated calcium entry-associated regulatory factor-like. Gene Ontology annotation, biological process: regulation of store-operated calcium entry. The record is from RefSeq and is a predicted model, not a curated record. Bases 124 to 1374 code for a protein of 416 amino acids. The transcript is spliced from 7 exons. Gene Ontology annotation, cellular component: endoplasmic reticulum membrane. Lineage: Eukaryota; Metazoa; Mollusca; Gastropoda; Architaenioglossa; Ampullariidae.
UUUCACUUGAAGAUGGACGUACAGUUCAAAAUGUCCGCGUGCAGGUCAAAGUAAAACCGGACGAUGUGACCUUCCUAUGACCCGUACACGCGGCGAGGGGUUUGGAAAACAGCGGGUGGAAGGAUGCGACACGAUCACGUGGCUACCAAAUCGAGAGCGGCUGAAGAAAAAAAGCGCGAUGGACGCGUCCGUUUAGGAUCGAAUUACACGCUUCCCAUCCCAAAGUCUCACUUCCCUAUCGGGGCCGUUCAAAUGCCCAAAGCCCUUGCACGCUGGGUCAGGAUCGACACGCAGGACAGGUUAAUUUUAGGAGUGACAAAAAUGGCAUCGUUGCAGAUCACGAGAGUGUUAAACGUCGUUAUUUUGAUCCUGCCUUGGAUAUAUGUUACCAAUGGUGCAUUUGGCAGUAAUGGAGACAGAAUUCUGCUAAAGGAUGUCUCGCUACUCAAAUUGUACAGUAAUAAAAUGACAACAGGUCGACGAUCCCCACCAGUUCCGCAGCUUAAAUGUGUUGGUGGUACUGCCUAUGGAUAUUUCGCCCCAGAUGCUGUCCAAUGUUAUAAUCGUGGAUCUGAUGGCAGUGACAUUCAGUGGGAAUGUCGUGCAACAAUGGACGGUGACUACAAAUUUGGCAAACUGGAUGUUUUAUGUGAGGGCUAUGACUACCCUUUUGAUCCCUAUGUGCUGAAAGGAUCAUGUGGUCUUGAGUAUGAAAUUGACUUCACCAAGGAAGGGGAGAUGCACCGAAAGCAGAGCCAGAGUUCACACAGGGAUGAUGGUUAUAGCAAGCAGCACAAUACUCAGUUUGGAGCACAGUCUGGGUCAGUCUUUGGUCAUUUGUUGUUCGUGGGAGGUGUUGCAGUAGUCAUCUACAUUGUUUACAAAACCUGUCUAUCAUCAAAUACAACAGAAACAAGGAGUGAUGAUUCUCACCGUUCAAGUGGUUUUAGGGAAGCCCUCAGCCACCACCAUAUGGCUUCAGGUCGGAAUACAUGCCUGGGCAAGAGUCCCGCUCAGACUUCAAAUGGGUUUACAAAUGCAGGAGGCAAUGCCUCCACUGGAGGCGGUUUCUGGACUGGUGCUGCAACCGGAGGAUUGCUGGGAUAUCUUUUUGGUCGCAACAAUGGCUACAACACCCACUAUUACCAACAACCCUAUGGUUUUCCUGGAAUACUCCGCGGCCUCGGUCCUUCUUUGGUGGAGAUAGUACAUGCAUGUCGAGUUGGUCUUACUAUGGCAGGGGUUCCAGCAGUGGUAGCACGAGCACGCAAACAGGCUUUGAAGGCACAAAGAGACGUUGAACGUUUUACCAGAGAGUGGGAUACAAGAGUUACGGGAUUUAAAGAGUGGGAUGAUGCCUUUAAAACACUUUGAUAGCAUUUUAGCAUUUAUUACAAAAAUGUUGGAAGUGGGGUGACUGCAAAGUUUUUAGUGGUAUUUGAAUGUACAUGCUGAAUGUUUACUGUCACAUAUAACAUGAUUGACUUGAAUCCUAAAAUCAGUUAUAUCAUGUUUGGUAAUCGGAUAAUAAUAAUAAUAAUUAUUUAUUUCUAUAGCCAUUAAAGGCAGGCUCAAUGCGCUUUACUAAAGAGAAAAACACAAACAUAAUAAGCGGAUGAGAUUAUCUGCUGAACUUGAGCUAACAUAACUAAGCUAAGGAAAUGAAACUGACCAGCUAACAUUCAUCAUGCAGAGUUUUUUAUUAUGGUUAGAAUCCGAGGAAUAAUCUGGGCAAAUUAAGAAAUUGGUAAAUAUUUUUUGUGUAAAUUAUUUUGUAAUAUAUGGUGUAGUAAAUUUGAAUGAAUAAAGUUAACCGGCAACGAUUCAA